Molecule: messenger RNA, 4743 nt
Organism: Doryrhamphus excisus (bluestripe pipefish)
Lineage: Eukaryota; Metazoa; Chordata; Actinopteri; Syngnathiformes; Syngnathidae
Gene: rab3ab
Product: RAB3A, member RAS oncogene family, b
Molecular function (GO): GTP binding; GTPase activity
Source: RefSeq, a predicted model, not a curated record
AUAAAAUUUAUAGUAUACUAUUUUGAAAGUCUGUACCGGAUGUAGUUGACUGUAUUCUCUCUGUCUUGAUAUUAGUGGUGUCUGCGGAUGCAGGACGCGGUGGGCAGCAGCCGGAUAGAAAUCUACAAAGAUGGCCUCAGCAACAGCAACCUACGGACAGAAGGAGUCCUCGGACCAGAACUUUGACUACAUGUUUAAGAUCCUCAUCAUUGGCAACAGCAGCGUGGGUAAAACGUCCUUCUUGUUUCGUUACGCCGACGACUCCUUCACACCCGCCUUCGUCAGUACGGUGGGCAUCGACUUCAAGGUGAAGACCAUUUACAGGAACGAUAAACGGAUCAAACUACAGAUCUGGGACACGGCGGGGCAGGAGCGCUAUCGCACCAUCACUACAGCGUACUACCGAGGAGCCAUGGGCUUCAUACUCAUGUAUGACAUCACCAACGAGGAUUCCUUCAAUGCCGUCCAGGACUGGUCCACGCAGAUUAAGACCUACUCAUGGGACAAUGCCCAGGUCCUGCUGGUAGGCAAUAAGUGUGACAUGGACGAUGAGCGCACGGUGAGUGGAGACCGAGGACGCCAGCUUUCUGAACACCUCGGUUUCGAGUUCUUCGAGGCCAGCGCCAAGGACAACAUCAACGUGAAGCAGACCUUUGAGCGUCUGGUCGAUAUUAUAUGCGAAAAGAUGUCCGAGAGCCUGGAUGCCGGCGACCCCGCCGUCACGGGGGCCAAGCAGGGGCCCCAGCUGACAGAGCAGCCCGCCCCCCCACACCAGGACUGCGCAUGUUAAAAGAUGACUGUUCCUCAAAGCUCACCUCCUUCCUUCUCCUCCUACGCCCUCCGAGUGUGUGUGGGGAGUAGUGGGGGGGGCGGGGGGGGUCAUUCUCCACAAGUCACCUCCUUCAUUCACAGUCCAGCUUCCCAUUUUUCCGAGAACCAGCCUGUAAAAGGGUAGGAGGUUCGCUAAGACCAGUUCUUGACGUGUACUCGUUCUUUGGUUUCCGUCCUGUAUUUUAUUCUUCUUCUGUAUGUACUUAAAAGAAGGAUUGGACGGCCAUUUUGAGUCCUUCUAAUGUUUACAGUAGCUUCUUUUUUUAAUUUGGUUUGGAUCUGGCCAACAAUUUUUAACAUUAUUAGAGCCCCGUGGACAUGAACUAACACCCCUAUAGUUAUCGUUACACUAUUAUUCAUUAUUAUUCCUUAUAUAUACAUAUAUAUAUGUAUAUAUCCCUUUUCUAUGCCGCUCCAGGUAUGCUGGAGCCUAUCCCAGCUGUGUUUAGGCGAGAGACGGGGUACACCCUGGACUGGUCGGUGAGCUAGCGCAUGAGUUAGCGCAUAAAAAACCUGAUUAGGACUUUCUAAAUACAUUUUUUUAACAUUAUUAGAGCCCUGUGGACAUGAACUAACACCCCUAUAGUUAUCGUUACACUACAAUUAUUCAUUAUUAUUCCUUAAUGCCGCUCCAGGUAUGCUGGAGCCUAUCCCAGCUGUCUUUGGGCGAGAGACGGGGUACACCCUGGACUGGUUGGUGAGCUAGCGCAUGAGUUAGCGCAUAAAAAACCUGAUUAGGACUUUCUAAAUACAAUUUUUGCCAUUAUUAGAGCCCUGUGGACAUGAACUAACACCCCUAUAGUUAUCAUUACACUACAGUUAUUCAUUAUUAUUCCUUAUAUAUACAUAUAUAUAUGUAUAUAUCUCUUUUCUAUGCCGCUCCAGGUAUGCUGGAGCCUAUCCCAGCUGUCUUUGGGCGAGUGACGGGGUACACCCUGGACUGGUCGGUGAGCUAGCGCAUGAGUUAGCGCAUAGAAAAACUGAUUAGGACUUUCUAAAUACAUUUUUUGCAAUUAUUAGAGCCCUGUGGACAUGAACUAACACCCCUAUAGUUAUCGUUACACAACAUUCAUUCAUUCAUUUUCUACCGCUUUUCCUCACGAGGGUCACGUGGGUGCUGGAGCCCAUCCCAGCUGUCUUUAGGCGAGAGACGGGGUACACCCCGGACUGGUCGGUGAGCUAGCGCAUGAGUUAGCGCAUAGAAAAACUGAUUAGGACUUUCUAAAUACAAUUUUUUAACAUUAUUAGAGCCCCGUGGACAUGAACUAACACCCCUAUAGUUAUCAUUACACUACAGUUAUUCAUUAUUAUUCCUUAUAUAUAUACAUAUAUAUAUAUAUAUACAUAUAUAUAUAUAUAUACAUAUAUAUAUAUCCCUUUUCUAUGCCGCUCCAGGUAUGCUGGAGCCUAUCCCAGCUGUAUUUGGGCGAGAGACGGGGUACACCCUGGACUGGUCGUUGAGCUAACCAGUUAGCCUCAAAUAUUCAUUCAUUCAUUCAUUCAUUUUCUACCGCCGUGGGGCUGGAGCCUAUCCCAGCUGUCUUCGCCCAAUUGAAGACAAUAUAUAGAUAUAGACAAACAACCAUUCACACUCACAUUCAUACCUAUGGACAAAUUUGGAGUCGCCAAUUAACCUAGCAUGUUUUUGGAAUGUGAGAGUACCCGGAGAAAACCCAUGCAAACUCCACACAUGGAAUCGAACCCUGUGCGAACCCUAGCUGUGCGCUAACCACUCGUGCACCGUGCCGCCCCCAGCCUCAAAUAAGACAAAGAAAGAAGACACAAAUGUACCACUUCCACACAUGAUAGGAGGAUAACUUAUUUUCAGUUCCAGAUAUUAGUAUAUUAAUAUUUUUUAAUAUAUUUUUUUUUGUAUUCUGAUAUUGCUUUUAUUUGCGUUCUGCAUGGAGCACGGGGGUGGAAAAAAAUAUCAUUUCAUUGAAUUGAUUAUGUAUAUAUGAAUAUUGUGCAAUACAUGAUAAUAUAUUUAUUAUGCAGGUGUGCAUAUGAGGAUAUAUAUAUAUAUUAUAUUUAUAUAUAUAUAUUGAUUAUGUCUUUGUGAGAUUUGUUUGGAUAUUUGGUUUGUGUGCAAGAAGCGAGAAUUGUCAUUUAUUAUUAUUAAUUAUUCAUUAUUAUGAAAUGGUCUGAUAUUAAUAGAAGGUUGCUGUUGGUGGAUGAUAAAUAUUAUACAGAAAUAUUAUCAUAAUUUAACAUUUAACUGUGACAUUGUAGGUCACUUUUUAUUUUAAAAAAAUACUUAAUAUAUUUACAAUUUAAGAGAUAAUAUACAGGUGCAUCUAAAAAAAAUUAAUAUUGUGAAAAAGUUGUUGUAUUUCAGUCAUGUUCUGUAUGACAGUUUGGUUGGGUUAUGUAUAUUUAUGCAAUGAUGUCCUGUUUGGUGCUUUUAUUUUGGUAUGCCUAUUUCCUGUUUGGACUGAAUGCUGGUUUACUUUACUUUGGUUAGAGGGAACUGGAGAGCAUACAUUUGUAGGUUAAAUAAAAGUCAAAUAAAGUCAAAUAAAAUUACAUAUAAUGCAAUUUUGCUUUGUUUCUUUAUAAAGUUAUUGUUUUUUUUGUUUUGUUUUGGUUCCAAAAACAUGCUAGGUUCAUUAGCGACUCUAAAUUUUCCAUAGUUAUGAAUGUGAGUGUGAAUGGUUGUUUGUCUAUAUGUGCCCUGUGAUUGGCUGGCUGGCCACCAGUCCAGGGUGAACCCCGCCUUUUGCCUGAAGACAGCUGGGAUAGGCUCCAGCAUACCCCCACAAUCCUAGUGAGGAUAAGCGGCAUAGAAACUUCCAAGAAGAAAGUUGAAAUAGUUAACAGAACUGGAAAAUCAGCUGGAAUUUUGCAAAAAUAAAGUCAAAAUAUUGAGAAAAUUUUUUUUGGCAAUUUGAUGAGAAUAAAUUUGUAAUAUUAUGAAAAAAAAUAUUUUCGAAGAAAUGACUGGAAAUAUUAAAGAAUAUUCUUCAAAGUUGUAAAAUUAUGAAAUAGAUUUGUAAUUUUUUGAAAAUUAGGUUGGGGAAAAAGUUCUAAUAUUAUGUGAAUAAAAUCAUAAUAUUACUAAAAGAAAUUUUUGAAGAAAAUUGAAAUAUUUGGAAAAUUAAAAAAAAAAAACAUUUUUAAAAAUGUAGCGACUUUUUUGUCCAUAGGUAUGAAUGUGAGUGUGAAUGGUUGUUUGUCUAUAUGUGCCCUGUGAUUGGCUGGCCACCAGUCCAGGGUUCUACCCCGCCUCCCUCACUCUAAGACAGCUGGGAUAGGCUCCAGCACCCCCACGACAGUAUCACUCGGAUACUGUGAACAUCCAGCAGCAACACAACAUUUUGGCAUGACUACUAUUUUGAUGAAAAAUAUACUGAACCAGGGCUGCACAGGGGUCGAGUGGUUAGCACACAGGCUUCACAGCUAGGAGACCCGAGUUCAAUUCCAUCCUCGGCCAUCUCUGUGUGGAGUUUGCAUGUUCUCCCCGUGCAUGCGUGGGUUUUCUCCGGGUAUUCCGGUUUCCUCCCACAUUCCAAAAACAUGCUAGGUUAAUUAGCAACUCCAAAUUGUCCAUAGGUAUGAAUGUGAGUGUGAAUGGUUGUUUGUCUAUAUGUGCCCUGUGAUUGGCUGGCCGGCCAGUCCAGAGUGUACCCCGCUUCUAAGCGGUAGAAAAUGAAUAAAUGAAUGAAACAGAACAUUAUAAGUACUUUUUCAAAAUAAAAACUUACUUUACUUUACUUUAUUUGCGUUUUAUUUAACCUACAAAUUUUACCUGACACUUUAUUUCGAGUUUCCUGUUUCCACCUCCCAUUUUGCCGUACCUUCUCGCCUUCUUUAUUUUGCAACUUUUUGUGUAUUGUGUCGUUUCCGUGUGGGCUUUUAUUUUGUUAAAAUAAACACUUAAUCGCACUUAAGUGUCCAUGUCCUCGCAAAUUU